AUGGACUAUUGCUCUGCAGGCACACUAUCCAACAUUAUCGAAGAAUACAGUGCGGAAAAAUGGCGUCAGGAUACCGACGACCAGAUUCCUGAACCCAUGUUUUGGAUCACUCUCAUCACAAUCUCGGAAGCAAUCUACAACCUCACAACCGGAUUGACGUACACGCCGGGUAUGGACGAUGCAGCAGAAGCCUUUGGGUGGAUACCAAAAGUGCAUCGCGACAUCAAGCCCAGCAACAUCUUCCUCAUGGAGCCUCAAGAACCCUUCGCUUCUUUCCCGCGGCCUGUGCUAGCAGACCUCGACGACAUGCUCGAGCUCUUCGGAUAUGAGGAGUAUACCAAGAAGUACCACUUGUUCACGCGAGGCUACGCUGCACCCGAGAACAAUAUCGAGCUGCACACUCUAGACCCCGACUGCCGAGGCUUCGGCUACUUCCAAAGGCAGCCGCUCUCCUGCAAAACAGACAUCUGGUCUCUGGGCACCGUACUCUGGGAGAUGAUGCACAGUUUUCUCGGCCCCCACAAGGCUCAAGGCCUUUGGCACGGGGCUAUCACCAAUACUAUACAUUCAGAUCCAUCUCAAAGUCGCUUUUUGAAACAUACUAUUCCCGUGCUGGCGCCUACGAUGAAUGAGCCGAACUACACGAGGGAUUUGAUCCGGACAUUUGAACUGUGUAAUCAGAGUAUGCCUGCGAGAAGGCCGACGGCGUUAGGUCUUAGGAGGUUGGUAGAGAGGAAGACGAGAAGGGCGCAGAAGUGCCUGGGAAGCUUCGAAGGAGAUGCAGACGAGAGGAUGCGGGUUAGGUAUAGGAAGGAAGAGUUCGGCAUGAGGCCCAAUACUGAGCUUAAGAAGAGGCGACGUGGUCAUUGGGUGUGA
Molecule: messenger RNA, 876 nt
Organism: Alternaria hordeiaustralica
Lineage: Eukaryota; Fungi; Ascomycota; Dothideomycetes; Pleosporales; Pleosporaceae
Exons: 1
Coding region: 1-876 (291 amino acids)
Biological process (GO): protein phosphorylation
Molecular function (GO): ATP binding; protein kinase activity
Source: RefSeq, a predicted model, not a curated record